Chlorocebus sabaeus (green monkey) is the source of this 3530-nucleotide messenger RNA. NCBI's taxonomy places the organism in Eukaryota, Metazoa, Chordata, Mammalia, Primates, Cercopithecidae. The record is from RefSeq and is a predicted model, not a curated record.
GGCAGGUGAAGGCCGGUGUCUGGCUCUGCUGCCAGGCGUUUCCUGCCCCACCCCCAGCUCCACGCCAUUCAUUCCUCCGUGCCGGUGCCGCAGGAGACAACUGAAGCUUGUAAACGCAGCUGGCUCUCCCUGCCGGCUGCAGAGACUAGACAGGGCCCUCAGAAGGGGACUGUUGCCCGCCCAGGCCCCUUCGCCACAGACUCUGUGGACAGGGGUGGGGGACGCACAGGGGAGCCCCGUCUCACAACCUGUCCCUGUAAAAACCCGGGGUGGGAACAGGGAAGCAAAGCCAUUUAUAAAGCUUUAAAACCAAUUAUGGUCCCAGGGGGCAGAUAAACAAUUCAGCGUUAUUCUCGCCAAAUUGCCUUGGCUGGCAGUGCGGAGGCUUCAAGGGAGCUGGAGAGGGGGGUGGCCCGAGUCACAACCAGGCGGCAGAGUGGCCUCCGCCAGGCUGUCACUAGGCCUGACCCGCAUGGCUCUGCCUCCAAGGCUUGGCCUGGGCUGUUCCCAGCACCAACAGGCCCUCUCCUUCUCCCAGCCCAUCCUUCACGGCCCGGCUCAGAAACUUCCUCCUCCAGGAAGUUUCUUUCGGUUCCUCCCCUAUCCAUUACCACCCUGAGCACCCAAGUCCUCCCCUGUUCUCUCAGGCACUCAGCUUUCUCAGAGCACAAGUAUCCUUGGGAGCCAAAGUGUCUGUAGCCCUUUCCCUUCUCUGCCUACCCUUGGAGGGUGUCAUCUGGCUUUAUUGCUUUAUCACUUGAUGCUUGUUUACAUUUUCAUAAUCCUGACUUUGUUGGGUGUCUAAAUCAUCUGGAUUCCUGGCAGGGCCGAUUAAAACUCCAAGUCCCCCAGAGCUGGGAGGAAUCAGUGUCUAAACCCUGCCACACCCAUCUUACAGAUAAGAAAACUGAAUCCAGGGAGAGGCCUCUGACCCAAGGUCACCAGCAAGAGUAGAGCAGGACGGAGGCCCCUCAGGCUCGUGUCACCUGGGCCACAGCUGAGUAGAGUCCUGGAGUCCCCAGGGAGGAGGCUGAAGGCUGUUGAUGGAGAAGGGGGCGGAUGACAGCCGGGACCGUGGUCAUCACCGGGGGCAUCUUGGCGACUGUGAUUCUGCUCUGCAUCAUCGCUGUUCUGUGCUACUGCCGGCUCCAGUACUACUGCUGCAAGAAGGACGAGUCGGAGGAGGACGAGGAAGAGCCGGACUUCGCCGUUCACUCGCACCUGCCCCCACUGCACUCCAACCGCAACCUGGUGCUGACCAACGGGCCGGCGCUCUACCCCACUGCCUCCACCUCCUUCAGCCAGAAGUCUCCGCAGGCCCGGGCCCUGUGCCGCAGCUGCUCCCACUGCGAGCCCCCCGCUUUCUUCCUGCAGGAGCCGCCGGAGGAGGAAGAGGACGUGCUGAACGGCGGGGAGCGCGUGCUCUACAAGAGCGUGAGCCAGGAGGACGUGGAGCUGCCCGCGGGGGGGUUCGGGGGCCUGCAGGCGCUCAACCCCAACCGCCUCUCGGCCAUGCGGGAGGCCUUCGCCCGGAGUCGCAGCAUCAGCACCGACGUGUGACCCGGGCCCGCCCCUGGGACCCUGGCCUGGAAGGUCCUGAGACCAUGGGGGGAUUCCUGUGGCACACCCACCUGGCCCCAGACCCCAAGUGGGGCUUGGCUGAGCCCUCCUCGAAUCCCUGUCCUCAGGGGAGGCCCAGGCUUGGGGAGCCCCCAGGCUCACGGCAGGGAUAAGGCUCAUUGAACACAAACGUGUCCUGGGGGGAGGCACAGCUGGGGCCUGGGGCCGGAAGGACCAGGUGACCAUACAGACGGCCGGGCAUGCACCAGGACUCUCAGGCUCGGAGGCCACCGAUACUCCUGAUGCCUCUGUCUCAGACCUAACAACUUGGCCAUCCCAGGAGGUCUCCAUGUGUCACCCCCUCCCUGGGUCUCAGCCUUCUCACCUGCUCAAGGAAGGGAUGACCUCAGUGAGGCCCAGGGCCCUGCAGCAAGGCCCUUCCUGGCAAUUGCAGACCAAGGAUUCUGCCCCUCCACCCUGAACUCCGGCCUCUCUCCCUCUAUUUUUCCCUCUCUCUCUCUCCCCUACCCGUCUCUCCCUCUCACACACACACUCUCCAGGGUUCAAGUGCCAAAUAUCUGCCCAGGCUGAGACACAUUGUGCCGAGCCCCCUGCAGAUGGACAGGUCGCCCCCGAGAAGGGAGACUUUCAGGGGCAGCAGGGUCCUUGGGAUGCUCAGCCCCGACCGGCUUUUUUAGGGGAAGAGGGAGGCACGGGGAGAGGGAGAGGCCAUGUCGCAGCCCACCUGCCGUGGGAGAGGCAACGCGGAAACGUAGAGACCCAGUGCUCAGCCAGAAACAGGGCCAGCGAGCGGCAGUGCACGGAGGCAGCCUGCGGCUCGUUAGGUUGGACAGAGCCGUGGCCCAGGGCUUGAAAACCCCUGAGUUCCCCAUGAGACUUGGCUGACCCUUCCCACCCUUGGGCCUCAGUCUCCCCAUCUUGUGUGAUGAGGGGCUGGUCACAGAGAGACCCUGAGGACAGAGGUCUUCAGGCUCUGGGUCUCAACAGGAACUGAGAGCUCCAAGGGAGACAGAGCUGCAGGUCACCUCCCCUACCUGCUUCUCAGCAGGACCUAGGAGGCCCGUCCCAGCUCCUGGUGGACCCUAAGCAGCUGGAGCCCACUGCUGCCAUCUGAAGACCUCAUCUGAGCCCACUCUCCCUCAAGCACACCCACCCAGGCUGAGGUCUCCUGGGAAUUUUCACCUGCUCUCCUGCUGCUAAGGAAAUGACGUCAGUGGUUACCCCAGAGAAAUGCCCCAAACCCCGGGACACCAGCCGUCAGGAAGGCAGCCCUUCCUCAACCAGAAAGAGGCAACUAUUUCCUCUCAGCAACCUGGCCCCAGGAGCCCCCUUCCCUCUCUGGGGCUCUCCCUCUCCUUCUGGGCCCUGCCAUGGAGCCCCAGGGCCGGGGCAGCCCCUCUCUGCCCAGGGAAGGCACCGUCCUCAAAGACAAGGCUUUGCAGGGCAGUGGCCUUCCCUGAGCUGAGGGGUGGCCUGCGCAGGACACUUCUUGCCCUUACUCAAAAACGAAAUCACCCGUUUCCAGAGGCUGGCGAAGACAUAAUUGUUAUGUUUUCAGUUGUUUACCUCUUCUUACUUUCUCCCCUGCCUGGUUUGGAUAGGCCAGUGGCAUUCGCCCUUGAGGUCCCUCGCAGCCCUGGCCCCCCGGGCCCGCCCACACCUCUGGCUUCCUCUGUGCGUCCUGUGACGUGUGUUUCUGAUGCGUCAGCGUGGGGGGUGGGCUGGGUGGGGUGGGGGUGAGGGCCCAGAGCUGGCCAGUGCUGUGGCUGUUCUGAUUCAAUGUCCCACUUCCUUUCUGGUCUCCAUUCUCUCUGUAGAUAUGUAGAUCUCUUUGAAACGAAGUAAACACCCAUCCCUCCCAGCUCACUCUUCUCCACCGUGGGGACCUGCUGGGGGAGCCGCUGGCUCCCUGAGGAUAAGUGAAAGCCAAUAAAACAUCUCCCACAUUC